UCUCUCUCUCUGGCAUUAUUCUUCCUCCUCCUCUCCUCCUUGUCAAUCCCAAACCCCACUGAGAUUUUUUCAUCUUUUUGUUUUUUUUAGCCGAUGCUCCAUGGAGUCUCUCACAGUGGAGUAGAGAGGAAUGCCACCUAAUCCAAAACCAGUCUCCUCCCUUCCCUUUAAAUCGAGCGCUUCGGUCGACACUGCCUCUCGGGGUCUCGGAAACUCGCCGUCUCGUUCUUGAAUCUCCGAAAGUUCCGAACUUUGAGCCUCCCCAGGCUCCGUUGUGCCGAAAAAUCCGUUUUUGAGCAUCUGGGUAUGCCCCAUGAUGGCCUCCGUUGAAAUGUCCCGCGUCGAUUUGGAGCGAGGCGAAACCCACGACCGCCACGUCGGGAGCAGCGACGACGACGACGACGACGACGACGAGAGCCUCUGUUUCUCCGACGCCGACGACGGCAGCGGCUCGAGCUACUCCCAGUUCUACUCCACUGCCGGAGGGUCCUACGACGAGUCCAACUUCUCCCGCGUGCUGGACGUGGACUACGACGCCGAGGGCGGGUCGGGGAGGCCAUCGUCGGCGUCGGAUUGCUCGGUGGUGGCCGAGGGAGGAGGGAGGGAGGUGAAGGUGCAUUUGGCGAGAGCGGAGAGAGAGAGGGACUGCAGGAUUUGCCACUUGGGGUUGGAGAGCAACAGCCACGAAUCCGGGGCUCCGAUCCAACUGGGCUGUUCUUGCAAGGGCGAUUUGGGUGCUGCCCACAAGAAUUGUGCAGAGGCCUGGUUCAAGAUCAAGGGAAACAAGACCUGCGAGAUCUGUAACUCCAUUGCACGGAACGUUACUGGCGUCAGUGAGGUAGAGUCGGUCGAGCAGUUGACCAUAGAGAUCGACAAUCCCGCCGCCUCAUCGGCCGUCCCGGCCGCCCCAACGCUGUCUUCAGAGACCCGGAACUUCUGGCAGGGCCACCGCUUCUUGAAUUUGCUGCUUGCUUGCAUAGUAUUUGCCUUUGUCAUAUCGUGGCUUUUCCACUUCAACGUGCCGUCGUCGUAGACUCGGGUCGCCGCACUCUCUUCACACGUAAAAAUUCAAGGGACUUAGCAGUCGCUUUUACGAGUAAAAUUUACAGAAAGGAAAAAAGAAGGGAAAGUAGGGAAUUUUCCAUUUACCAUCUUCAAAGCAAUUUACAUGUGGAGUCAUUCUGUGCAAUUUUAGUGUGCUCCUCCAUGGACAAUCAGAGGUACAUGUUUAUGGGAGUGUUUUCUCAUGAUUCAAGAGCGUACGGCUAUUAAAUUUUCUUCCUUCUUGCGUUGACAUUAUAUGUGGUUUGGCACUAAAUUGGAGUUCCCUGUCAAAAGGGUCAGGAAGUGUGCAACUGUAUAUAUAUUCAUCAUUGCCCUGCUAACGCCCUUGAUGAUAGCUUAUCAUCAUUGAAGCCGUCUUGUAAAGUCUAAUCCUGAUUUUCAAGCCAUUUAUUGCGAAUAUUUAAUGUUUUAUUUGCUA
Syzygium oleosum is the source of this 1483-nucleotide messenger RNA. RefSeq lists its product as uncharacterized. Bases 314 to 1033 code for a protein of 239 amino acids. Gene Ontology annotation, molecular function: zinc ion binding. The record is from RefSeq and is a predicted model, not a curated record. NCBI's taxonomy places the organism in Eukaryota, Viridiplantae, Streptophyta, Magnoliopsida, Myrtales, Myrtaceae. The transcript is spliced from 2 exons.